Aureobasidium musti is the source of this 1032-nucleotide messenger RNA. Lineage: Eukaryota; Fungi; Ascomycota; Dothideomycetes; Dothideales; Saccotheciaceae. The record is from the annotation of a GenBank genome assembly.
AUGAAGUAUACGCCGGCAAUAGCGUCCAUGAGCCUCGGACGGGCUUGGGUCCACGGCUUCGAGAAGAAAAUGGGAGCUGCAGCCGCCUCUGGGUUUCAAGGCAUGGAGAUCUUCUACGAAGAUCUCGAAUACUUUGCAAGGACCUUGGAUUCUUCGAUUGACAAAGACAUGACACCCUCCCCGACACAUCUGCUGGCAGCCGCAAAGAAAGUCAAGAGCAUCUGCGAUCAAAACAACUUGCGAAUCAUCGGACUGCAGCCAUUUUUGUUUUAUGAAGGUCUGCGGGACAGACAACAGCAUGAUAGGCUGAUUGAGAAAUUGCACGUCUGGUUUGACAUUGUCGAUGCUUUGGAUACCGACACUAUCCAGAUCCCAGCCAACUUUCUGCCCCAGGAUCAGAUUACUGGAGAAAUGGACACAAUAGUGUCGGACAUGGUAGAGGUCGCUGACCUAGGCCUCAAGCGUACACGUCCAAUUCGCUUCGCAUACGAGAACCUCUGCUGGAGCACAUAUAUCGAUACAUGGGAGGCAGUGUGGGAAGUCGUGCAGCGAGUGGAUCGUCCGAACUUCGGUAUGUGUUUGGACACAUUCAAUAUUGCUGGUCGUGUUUGGGCAGAUCCUGCUACUCCGAGCGGGAUGGUCGACGGUGCUGAAGCUGCUUUGGAUGCGUCGUUGAAAAGGCUCGUCGAGAUUGUCGACGUAACCAAGGUGUUCUAUAUCCAGGUCGUGGAUGCGGAACGUAUCGACCCGCCACUCGAUGAGAACCAUCCUUACCAUGCUGACGGCCAACCAAGUCGCAUGUCAUGGUCUCGUAAUGCAAGAUGCUUCAUCUAUGAGACCGAUAGAAAUGCUUACCUGCCCGUGGAAAGGGUGGCUCGAGCAAUCAUUGAGGGUUUGGGCUAUGAAGGAUAUGUCUCCAUGGAGCUCUUCUCCAGAACGCUCUCAGAGUCCGACCCGAGUGUUCCUGAAAGCCAUGCACAGCGUGGCAUCAGAGCUUGGAAGAAGUUUGUCGAGACUCUGGAUUUGCAGUAG